Molecule: messenger RNA, 8287 nt
Organism: Centrocercus urophasianus (Greater sage-grouse)
Lineage: Eukaryota; Metazoa; Chordata; Aves; Galliformes; Phasianidae
Gene: FGD4
Product: FYVE, RhoGEF and PH domain containing 4
Exons: 17
Coding region: 103-2772 (889 amino acids)
Biological process (GO): cytoskeleton organization; filopodium assembly
Cellular component (GO): cytoplasm
Molecular function (GO): zinc ion binding; guanyl-nucleotide exchange factor activity
Source: RefSeq, a predicted model, not a curated record
GCUCCCCCAGCGCGAUGCGGGUCACGCCGGGCACCGGGCGGGAGGGGCGCUGAGCUUCUCCUCACUUUGCCUUUUCUUUCUGCCUUCUCCCCCGCCCCAAGGAUGAGCAGAGCCGAGGGCAUCAACUUCAGGCGGGCGGCCAUCCGCAGGAAAUCCACCCCGAGUCUCGGCCCCGUUCCGUACAGAGCGGCGCCCACCCUCCUCGCCGGCGCCCCGCGGGGUGAGCCCGCCCGGAGCUCGCCCGCAGGCAACAGCGUCUGUACAAAAUCCUUAAUAUUGUCUAGAUCUCAUCCAGCAAGUGCCACAACCAGGCUAGUUGAGCAGAAUGUACACAAUGAAGCGGCUCAGGGAAUAAAUGGAAGCGUGCCAGUCAAACAGUCCCCACGUUCAGCCUCAAAUCCAAAGCCACAAGUGCCUCCAAAGCCACUUCAUCUGCAGAAGCUAUCACCUGUUACAUACCAAACCUCUAGGCAUAAAGCUUUAUCAAGUUCGAAGCCAAGAAUGGAGGAAGAUACACCUACUCCUGUUUCUAGUGUCACAAAAGAAAAGUCCAGUAAAGUGUCAGAUCUCAUCCACCGUUUUGAGGGAUGCAGCCCAUUCAGUCCUAUUGACUUGAAGAAAGAUUCCUCUGCUCUCAAUGUCUCUAAAUCUCACGGAAGAUAUGGGUCAACGCCACCACCUCAGCCAAAACUCCCCUCCCAACACCCACUGCUAAAACAGGGAAACAGUAAUACCGACAAAACUCAGGUUGCACAGACACACACAGCCAAUGGAGUAGUAGCACAAGACCAGGAACGUGAGGACAGAAGGAUACUUGGCAGAGAUUCUACAGUGUCCAUCCUGGUUCCAGAUAAUUCUAUCAACAGCAGCUUGAUAAAUGGAGAAAGAAUAAGCACAUCCAGGGAUUCUCUGGAAACUACAACUUCCUAUGAAGGAUCAGUACUUAACAGCUGCUACAGGACUCCAAGCAGUGAUACACUGCUCCCAUCUGACAAUGAAAUUAAUACUAAUGUGGAAGAAGAACCGAACGAGGAAAUGAUCAAACAAGACCAACCUGCAGAAACAAAGGAGACAGAUGAACAGAAGCGUCACAAAAUUGCCAGUGAACUUCUGCAAACAGAAAAAGCCUAUGUUAGCCGCCUUGGCCUCCUAGAUCAAGUAUUUUACUCCAGACUCCUUGAAGAAGCCAACAGAGGUUCUUUUCCAGCUGAAGUGAUUAACAAAAUCUUUUCUAAUAUUUCAUCAAUAAAUGCCUUCCACAGUAAAUUUUUACUUCCCGAACUUGAGAAAAGAAUGCAAGAAUGGACUACCACCCCCAGAAUUGGAGAUAUUCUGCAGAAAUUAGCUCCUUUUCUCAAGAUGUACGGAGAGUACGUGAAGAAUUUUGAUAAUGCAAUGGAAUUGGUGAAAACAUGGACUGAACGGUCACCUCAAUUUAAAUUCAUCAUUCAAGAUAUUCAGAAGGAAAAAGUGUGUGGAAGUUUGACAUUACAACAUCACAUGCUAGAGCCUGUACAACGCAUUCCACGCUAUGAGAUGCUUCUAAAGGACUACCUAAGGAAAUUGCCUCAGGACUCCCUAGACUGGAAAGAUGCUGAAAAAUCCCUGGAAAUUAUAUCCACUGCAGCAAGCCACUCAAAUAGUGCAAUAAGGAAAAUGGAGAAUCUAAAGAAAUUGUUAGAGAUAUAUGAGAUGCUGGGAGAAGAGGAAGACAUUGUGAACCCUUCAAAUGAACUGAUAAAAGAAGGACAGAUCCUUAAACUUGCUGCUCGCAAUACAUCUGCUCAAGAACGGCACCUUUUCCUUUUUAACAAUAUGUUGCUCUACUGCGUCCCCAAAUUCAGCUUGGUAGGAUCAAAGUUCUCAGUUCGAACCAGAGUUGGCAUAGAUGGUAUGAAGAUUAUAGAAACUCAUAAUGAAGAAUACCCACACACUUUUCAAGUGUCUGGAAAAGAGCGAACGCUGGAGUUGCAGGCCAGUUCUGAACAAGACAAGGAAGAAUGGAUAAAGGCGCUUCAGAAUACCAUAGAAGCUUUUCAGCAGAGAAAUGAAACUUUCAGAAAUGCUAUUGCUAAGGAAUAUGAAGACAUGCCCGUGGAGGUUUCUAACGCUGAGCUUGGGAAAAGGGCGCCAAGGUGGAUCCGAGACAAUGAAGUGACCAUGUGCAUGAAAUGCAAGGAGCCCUUCAAUGCACUGACAAGAAGGCGGCACCACUGCCGAGCGUGUGGACACGUGGUUUGCUGGAAAUGUUCUGAUUAUAAGGCACAUCUUGAGUACGAUGGCAAUAAAUUGAAUAAAGUUUGUAAGGACUGCUAUCAUGUUAUAAUUGGUUGUACUGACAGUGAGGAAAAGAAGAAGAAAGGCAUCCUGGAGAUCGAAUCUGCUGAAGUCUCUGGAAAUAGUGUCAUAUGUAGCUUUCUUCAGUACAUGGAAAAAUCAAAGCCCUGGCAGAAAGCAUGGUGUGUUAUACCUAAACAGGAAGCUGUUGUCCUGUACAUGUAUGGUGCUCCACAGGAUGUUAAAGCUCUGGCUACCAUUCCACUUCUGGGCUAUACAGUGGAUGACACCCCAAGAAGUGCUGACCUCCCACACAGCUUCAAACUGACCCAGUCGAAGUCUGUGCACAGCUUUGCUGCAGACAAUGAGGAACUAAAACAGAAAUGGUUAAAAGUUAUCCAUUUAGCUGUCAAAGGUGAGACAUCAGAAUGUCAAAAUGAACUGCAAGUGAAUUUAGAAGAACAACCCGAACCUUCUAAAACAUCUGAAUGCUGAAGCCCAAGAACACGUGGUGUUUUUAAAAUAUUCAAUUGAAUUUGUGGUUAACCUUUGAGGAAGGCUAACCUCUUAACCUUUCUUUGCUCAAUCAAACAAAAAGAAAAAAACAAAAACAGAACUUCUUACUACCAUAUAUGUCUUAGCACUUUAUGUUUGGGAAAAAUUCUGGUCUUUCUUAGGGAUUUCUUUCGUAUAUUUAUGUUCUGUCAAGAAGAGUGAUGUACAGGUCCACUUCAGAGACUUUUAAAAAAUGUGAAUACUAUUAAUACCUACUAACUUUACCAUUCUACUUGUUGAUUGUGAUGCAGAUUUUCUUUUUGGAAGUUGCUCUUUGAUUCAUGUUUGCUACUAUCAUCAUGAGUGCAAAUACUGAAGCUUCCUGCUUACGUAUUAGGAGUUGCAACAGGAUAAAAGAUAUACCUCCACAUUGCCAAAAUAGAUCUGUAGUUAAAUAUACAGGGAUAGUUUGGUUUAAUGUAAGUAGUUUGUAGGCUGAAUUCCACAGAUCUGUACAUAUGUUGUAUUCAUUUGUUUCUUUUUAAUUAAAGUAAUGUAAAUUGCUUUUACAGGUAUACUGGCUUUUAAAGUUUCAGUUUAUCAAGAAAACAAUAUAAUGAUUUUCAGUCUAGAAAGGAAUACAUAAAAGAUGAGAAGUAUAUAAUAUAUGUACAGUGUUAAAAUGUACAAUAUUCAAUUUGUGCUCUUAUUUCCUGAGACUGGGUUCCUGUUAAUGAAUAAUUUAUUUAAAAAGCAUGUUUUCUAUUUGAAAUUAAACUGUCCUAAAUUAGCAAAUACUGUUCAGUGAUUUGUUUUAAUAGCUGACACUUAAUGAUCUUGAUAUUUUUAUGCAUUAAAAAAAAUAGCAGUAACAUAAGUGGCAUGCAAUGGACAAAUAAGUUCCAGUUGUGUUUAAAAGAGAAGUCAUUUUUCUUCAGUGUCCUACCACUGUUAUCUUAUAAGAGUGCAGCAGUUCAUUACUAAAAUGCAGAAUGCAGAUUGAGAUAAUCAACAGAUUCUGUUAAUCUUCUGGGAACAGGUAUUUUUGUUAUUACGGUUAUUGGAACGAAAUAACAUUUUGAACCUAAGCAUUGUGAUUUUUUGCAGAAAACUAGAUACUAUACUACUUAUUUAUGACAGCAGUCUCCAACGAUCGCUGUUGUAAUAUGGAGACUGCUUUAUAUGCAUUUAGUAUGAAAUAUGAGCCUGCAAAUCUUGAGGAAGGGAAUUAUGUAAGUUCUACACUCAGCUUAUCAUGAGAGCAUCCAGAAGUGUUACUACUCAGUAUAACUGCUGUCCAUAUUUUAAAACAUAAGACGAUGAAGCGCUCAGGUUUAAGUCCAGUUUUGUUGGUAACAUGAGGGCAGAUUUCAGUUACCACUUUUUAUAAUGAAAUUUCCAAAUGAAGUGUUGACUAAACUCCUACUUUACUCUUUUCUUCAACACUAGAAAAAAGUGCUUAUUUUACUUAACACUUAACAAAGGAUUGUUACAGUAAACGCUGUUUUUAGCAUUGUACGCACCUGAGUACACAGCACUUGCCAUUUUUCAGUAAGAAAGUCACAACUUCAUGUUAGUAGGCUGGAUUUUGCUCUCACCUGCACAAAUCCAAAAUUUACAAUGGCUUUUAGACUUCAAAGCUUUACACUAGCGUUGGUAAUAGUCAAGGCAUGGCAUUGCCGGGCGCUAAUCCUGCUGCUUACUGUGCAUGUCAGUUCUGAAUUCUUCCGUGGGUGCUCCACCUGUUCAGAUUACUAUGUUUGUAAGCCUAGUACUGCUUUUAUCUGGAAUGCAAGCUCUUCUGUAAUUCUUUGCGAGGUGAUAAGUUACUUCUACUUCCAGCUGUAUUCACCUGUAGUUAUGGGCAGCUUAAGGUGUUUAGGGUUUGCGUUGCUAAGUUCCAUCAAAUCUUCACUCGGGUCUGUGUAGCAGCGUGCUGCAUCUUGUGUGUACCUUGGCAAGAGAGAGGGGAACAUUCAGACAGACAGAGAGAGCUCUCUUAGAAAGGGGGGUGUCUCCUGAAAGAGUCUCCAGUGCACAUGUGGGAUCUGCAGGGUCACCUUUUUAUACAACCUCAUGUAUAAAAAAAUCACUUCCUACAUUCAAGUUGUAGAGGGGUGAAUCUACCUGAAAAAGAGACCCUUGCCUUAAAAAAUAAGACUGACUGAAUGAUACUCAAUGUGGUGAAACAGUUGCAAUCAUUUACUACAUUCUGUAUUCUGAGAUCUUGCAAAUUUAAUUCUGAGCCAAAUAGGAAGACCCAUUUCCAGCGAAAUAAUUAGGAGAACAUUAGAAGCAGCAAUUUCUGGGCUGCUUUAUUGUUAUGGUGGUAUUGACUAUCUGAAGCUGCUUCAGUGGUUUCAACAUAUCCUAGAUUAAGCUCUGCAUGUGGACAUAAUGUGGAAUUAAAUUAGCAUUGUUAUUAUAUUAUUAGCAGUAGUUACUUAUUUUGAUUUUAGCUUCAUGUUCUAUUUCAACAAUUAAAGUUUAUACAGUGGAAUAUUUUAUUUACCCUAGCAAAAACUCAUUCAUGUUCUCUUAAUUGCUUGGUCAGAAUUACUACAUUCUGACUGAGAAGAUAAUGGCACACAAAUGGGUGGUUCUCUGUGUAUGAGAAGUUGCUUCUAGAUUUAACCACCUUAGCAGUUUUAUGCCAUUCUCCACAGGUCAUCUCCCUGCCUAUGGUAUCCAAAGCUUGUUCUUAUAACUGCAAAGGGAAACAUAUUAAGUAGUAAGCGCUGUGGCUGAAGUGUCAUGACCAAAGCAGUCAAAGCCAUCGUUCUGAUACGGUGUAGGCUGUUCCCAUUUCAGCUGAUUGUUAUUUUUUUAAGUAUUUAUUAGCAUGAAACUAUGUGUGUGAGGAAAACAAAACAUAAGUGAGCAUUCAUUCAUAAUACAUGAAUGUAUGUGAGUCGCUCUGCUGCAUUAUUUAAACUGAGUUUCAAUUCUCGUGUUCAGGAAAUGCUCACUUCUACCUAAGACUGAUCAGCCUACAGUGCAAUUUGAAACAGAUGAAGCAAUUCUGUGUGAUUUGUCUGUGUUCAAACACAAAUUUUUACCAUGAUAUUUGUUUGGAGCAUAUUAUAUUUUCAAAAUGAUAUGAUAUUUUUCGCCCUGUUAUGGAAAGAUAAUAUAUUAUGAUGUCUACAUCAUUCUUCCGGGUCCCAUAAAAAUUGUUUUUGGUAUCAGGCAGUUGUGCUUAGUUGAAGAGCUGCUGUAAAACUGCUAGCAUCUAGUACGUUCAGAUCACUUUACAUUGAAUAGUUCUGUUUAUUCCAAAAGGUGUUUAAUUUUUAUGUAUAAAACAGAUAUUGAGAAUAAAAAAACAUUAUCUUCUAUUUGGAGCAGAAUAUUAAACUGUUUAAAUGCAUGUAAUAUAGUGGCACCUUUUUUUAUGCAAAACCAUCUUGAAGUGCUUUAUCAGUCUUCUCUAAAUCCCUUUUAUAUAAAAGAGGCUUAUUAUUCAUGUUUAAAAUAUGGAUGAAACCAAGGCAUGGAUUAAAUGUAGAAUAAAUACACUAUCACUUGCAUAAGUUUUAGUUGAGGUUAAGAAUAGAUGUAUAUUCUAAAGAGCUCUGAGUGGAGUCAAGAGAAAAAAAAAGAUAAAUAUAUAUACACUUUAAAAUGUCUGGAAAGGAUGUGGAAGCAUCUGACAGGUUCUUGGGGACUCAGGGGAUUCACUGUGUUUUUCGUUUUUUGUUUCUUUUUUUAAGUACUUCUCACCAUACAACUAGUAUAAAAACUGGGCUGCUUUUCAUAUCGUGAUUAAAUAAAAUGAACAAAUGGCUGUGGUUCCUUAUACUGAAGAAAGGGGAUUUCAAGAAAACAAUCAGGCAUUUCACGUAGAAAUAAUUUCUGAGUAAUUAAAAAUGAGCUUUAUCUGUAGAUAUAUUUUGAAAUCCUUAGCAGGUGUAAACUAUCAUAUACCUGCUAGACUUAAAUACUCAUGGAAUCUACCUUACAUUUUAUAAAGACAUGGGUGGAAAAUCAGUCUUACUCUGCUUUAAGACCUGCUGACUUCCUGACUUCCAGGUGCAUCACAGUGCUCAGCUGAGCUUCUGAGGGGUUUCACUUGGAGACAGUUGGUGUAGGAGUGAGUGGAGACAGAUGAUAAUCUGAAAGUGAUUGGAGUAAAGAAGGAAUUUUGUGGCAGACUUAACUAUCCUUAAGAUAAAUCCAUCAAUAAAAGGGGGAUCAGUCUUAAACUGUGGUGUACUCUUAUUUGGAAUUUGAACCAAGAUAUAUGGAGUGAUGUUUUUUCUUCAUUCUGUGGCCCUAUUGGUAUGAGGAAUGCACCCACAGCUGACUUAUAGGGCUGUAGUGAAGCAUGUGUCUUGGAUGAGUUUUAAUCUGCUAGUCAGAUUGCUUCUUAAAUUCCUUUUCCGCUAACAGAUCAUAAUUGUAACUUCUUGUCUAUGGAUGUAUACGUACACAUAUGUAUCUGUGUGUAUGUAUAUAUAUGUGUGUGUGUCUGUAAUGAUUGAGACUAUUGUUCAUAUGACCUGCUUCAAGGAGUAUUUUACAAUCAGAAACACACUGUGCUGCAUUCAAAGUAUAAUUGACUGUAUUGAUUGUGUUGAGCAUGCUUUUCAGGAGAAAGAAUUAACAAAAUUAGACCUCCUUCUAUGGCGCGAUUACUGUUUCCAACUAUAUAAAACCAAAACAGACUAAAUCCAGUAAUGCAUUCAGGCUGCUUCCUGUAAAACUUCAUGAUUACAAUUAGGCCCAGAUUCAUCCAUGGCAUUUUGCUUUCAUCCCUUCAUCCUAACACAAGAGAAUGUAGAACUUAUUUUCUCUGUACUAAAAUUUCAGCAGGUUUCCAUCAACAAAACAUAUUUUCAGCCCCUGUAUAAAACCAACCUACUUUAUUUUGUAGUUCAUCCUUUGUAGAUUCAUUAACUAUGGUAAAAGCAUUCAGAAAAAGUGGGGGAAUUGUGUCAAAGCAUUUUUGCAAUAAUGUGCCCUAAGAAUUCUAAGAAAGAAGGCAGAUUUGUUGGAUGCAGGCAAUUGUUUGCAAUAGAAAUACUGUUGUUGUGUUGUUGUUUUUUUUUUCAAUUAGCACAUUCCCUAUUCUGCAACCCUCAAGGCAUGUUAAUACAUUAAUUUUAGUGGGAGCUGGAUCAGCUGUAAUGUGACAUCAGAAUUACAGGCUAUGCACUGUAAUUCCCCUUUAUUACGAAAACAUUAUUUCUGGUUUUAAUUAAGAAACACUUUUUGUUUGUAAAAAUAGUAAUAUUUGGAAGAGGUGUAAAUUUAUUCUGGUUUUGCAAAUAAACUGAAGAAUAUUUAAAAGGUGAGAUUUAAAUGACGUUCAAAGUUGUGCAAAUGUAAGUGGUCAUUUUUAUGGUCAAAAAUAUAUGAAUGUAAAAUAAUUGCAGAUAUUGUAUAUACUUUCUGUAAUAUAUGUAUAUUUGGUUUUAAGGUGGGUGGAGAAUUGUAAAAAGUAAGCACUUUAAUUUCCAUUGAGUACUUAGAAAAAAAAAAAUCCUGUAAAAUAAAAGCAUCAUUAAAUAAG